Molecule: messenger RNA, 703 nt
Organism: Lytechinus pictus (painted urchin)
Lineage: Eukaryota; Metazoa; Echinodermata; Echinoidea; Temnopleuroida; Toxopneustidae
Exons: 5
Coding region: 86-703 (205 amino acids)
Source: RefSeq, a predicted model, not a curated record
UCUUUUUUGGGGAGAUCAACUUUACAGUAAUUUACUGUAAUUGAGCACGCGAAAUGCAUUCUGGGAUACAACACGUCACACGCGCAUGCGCCUCUUACUCGGCGCGGAGCAUAAAUUCUUGCAAAAUUUCGAGUGUCAGAUCGAUAAGAAGUGCCGUCGGAACUGCUGUUGUUUUGAAUUCAACUUUACGUCUCCGGUCAAGUACACAUUCCCUGUACUUCUCGUGGAAGCUGCGGCUGCAAAAGAUGAUGCAAACCUGCAUGAUGUAGCAUCUGGUGUGCUGAGAGGGUUGCAGAGCCUGUUUAAAGAAGGGAAUGACUCCCUUUUCCUCAUCCGUGAUGUUACAGAUACUGCUGAGGACAUGGAGAAAGAGGGAGAUGCAUCUGAUUCACCCAAACUCAUAAUCCAAGGAGAUCCAUUUGACUCGGCCAAGUCCCAGUGGAUGGUCAUGGUUGAAAGCAGAGUUAUUGGCCAUUCAUCAUCAACAACUGAAGGCUUUCUUUGUGGGGUGGCAUACCUUUUUGCCACCUAUUACAACCUCAAUUUGGAAUAUCCAAGCACGGCUGCAGCAACACUGGAGUUCAUGCAGAGAUGUCUCCUCGGAAUAAGCCCUGAUGGGUCGAAGUGCCAUGCGUCGAAGAGUCACUGCAACGCGAAAGUAGUGUCAUUUGUGCGUCGGUUUGCUGAUUUCCAGUGGCUUUAA